AUGAUGGCAUGUGUGACGGUCUCCUCGUCGGCAGAGAAGAGGUUCCACCGUUCCCUGUCGACCCCAGACCUUAUCUCUUCCACUUCUUCUGCAAGUAAGAGGUCUCUCAUCCUUGAUCCGACCCCAUUACAACCCUUGGAUAUGGAGCUGUUAUCUCGGCGUCAAUCCUCUCUCAAUUCUUCUACUGAAAACGCCGUCACCUUCUCUCCAGAAGAGAGGCCACACUCGCGUUCCAAUGAACUUACAGUCCCCAUUCAAGAGACCCAGAACGGGUCCAUUAUCUCAUUCGGGAAUGUGGAAUUGAUGCGUUCCAACUCGGAGAUGAAUGUAGAGACUUACAUUGAUGAAAAUGGUCACAAGGUCAGCGUGCACAGUACUCCACCAGAAGACUUUCGACAAACUUUGCUGAAUGUUGGAAGGACGCUACAGAAAACACACAGUCAUCUAAAAAGGACCAGACUAUUACACAUGUUCUAUUUCCUGGCUUUGCCUGUUUAUACGGUUAUUGGGGCCGUCAUCUUCCAUGUAAGUAUUUUGGGUUUAACAUAUUUUAUAUUGUAUGUAUUAUAAUUUCAGGCACUUGAGAGUGGGCAUGACGAGAGGGUGGCCGAGCAUUACAAGGUCCGCUGUCUCACAAAUAGAUCUCAAAAGUUAUUACAAUUAGAAGAGCUUUGUGUUGCCUCAGGCGCAAAUUGUUACAACCAUUUUAAAGAGCUCCUGAACUCCGUGGAUCGAUGUUACAGAGAAUGGCAGCCAGACAAUCAAACAGUCAUGCAUCCCAUGUCUGACUUUACUAAUGCCAUUGUUUAUGCUUUCAGGCAAGUCAAGAUUGUAAACGUAGUUAAAUUACAUAUUAUAUAAAUGACGUCAAUUUCAUAAUUCAUUCAUUCGUUUGCAGUGUUUACACGUCGAUUGGCUAUGGCACGGUCUCAGCUAGCACGGUCCCGGCUCGGGUGGCUACUGUGAUCUAUGCGGCACUCGGAAUUCCACUGUUUUUUGCAUUUGUGAAAGAAGAGGGCAAUCAAUGCAGGAUCUGGUUCAUCCGGGUCUACAAUUAUCUCAAACGUUGGAAACGCCGUCAGCGGAGGAAAUGUUGUUGGGGUGCGUUGAAUAUUUAUUAGGGCACAAUUCAUGGCCUUCAGAUAUUUAUAAUCGUUCUAAAGUUUGUAUUUUAGUCCUGAAAGGAGAUGAAAAGAAGAUGAAUGAUGAAGCGAUGACAUUACGGGACUGUGAUCAUGACAAUCCCGAAAACGGGAAGCCCUUCUUCGCCCAGACCAUGUCCAUGUUCGGUAAAUAUUUAUUGUUUAGUCUUACCAGCUCAUUAAGAUUCGAUUCUUAUAGAUAAUCAUUCUUGUCCGAAUCCAUGCAGUUUUCCUUAGCAAAGGAAUUAAAUUUAUGAUACUCUCGGGAAAACUUCACUUCCGUCUUCGAUUUUUAUUCCAGCCUUUUAUUUUGAAAUCGUAUUUUCAGACACCCAGUAUAUUACAUGUUCCGACCAACGUCGCGUGUUCGUGGCCAGUGUCCUAGUGUUUGUAAUAUAUCUCCUUUUGGCUAGCUAUAUCUACUCAGUCAUGGCUCAAUGGGAUUACUUUACUUCUUUUUACUUCACUUUUAGCAGUGUCGCCUUGAUCGGUGAGUAAUUAUUAUAAUUAAAACUGUACCUAACACCUUUUCAAUCAUACUGUCCCUCAUUUACAGGAUUUGGUGAUGUUUAUCCGAGUGAUCCGCGAAUAAUUCUGGCCAAUAUGGUGUUCAUUGUGAUCGGGGUGGUGCUGUUUAGUAUGUGUUACUUCAUUCUCCAAGAGGAGAUCAGAGUGAAGGCCUUUGAGGCCUCUAGAAGAGCCAGGAUGAGUAUCUCCAAGUACUCCCAUUCUCUGAUGUUACACAAACCCCCAUGGUCAAGGAGAAAUUCCCCUGCCUUUGAUCAGAACUCAUCAAACUCCUCAUCAAAGAAGUUUCAACAGAAUAGAAAGAGACGGCAGAGUGCUCCGGCCAUCACAGUGCAGAUGGAUCGAUGA
Messenger RNA from Bursaphelenchus xylophilus (pine wood nematode), 2018 nucleotides. The record is from the annotation of a GenBank genome assembly. NCBI's taxonomy places the organism in Eukaryota, Metazoa, Nematoda, Chromadorea, Rhabditida, Aphelenchoididae.